This is a messenger RNA of Lates calcarifer (barramundi perch), 8904 nucleotides long. It is a transcript of the gene brca2, whose product is annotated as BRCA2 DNA repair associated. NCBI's taxonomy places the organism in Eukaryota, Metazoa, Chordata, Actinopteri, Centropomidae. The record is from RefSeq and is a predicted model, not a curated record. Gene Ontology annotation, biological process: regulation of DNA-templated transcription; double-strand break repair via homologous recombination. Gene Ontology annotation, cellular component: nucleus.
CCGCCUAAAAACUUAUGGGGAUUAUACAAGUCACGUGGAAUGGAUUUAAACAUGUACGACGCCUUCAAAGGAGAAAUCUGGAAAGAGCUGGGACCAUUAGACUCCGACUGGUUUGAUGUACUGACAGCUCAAACGUUCACCAAUGAGGAAAAUGCCUCUGAUCAUGAUGACCUCUACCCUAACCAAGAGGAACAUUUUAAAACACCUUUUGACAAAACUGCAGUAGACAGUCAGCUAUUUUCAACCCCUAAAGUUUUCAGACACAGUCGAGUUGUGUCACCUGCAACUGAGGAUGAGCAGUCGUUCACCGCUGAACAAGAAAAAGAAACACUGCCAUGGACUGCAACACAAAGCCCAUAUUUGUUUCAGAUGUCAAAAGAGGGGCUCCCAGGUGCAAAAUAUGAAGGUGUCCAGCCUCAGAGUCAGGACAGCUUUGAUUUGCUUCAUACUAGCCCAAAAACCCCGGUCAGCUAUGCCAAGCAAAUAUCUGAAAGUCUUGGCGCACAGAUUCAUCCUGAUAUAUCCUGGACCAGUUCUCUGAAUACCCCACCAGCAGUGCCAUCCACCCUGAUUUUAUCUAAAACUGAUGAGAGUCCCCGUUCAAUGAGUAUUACUGCAGACGAAAAUGUUGUUUUUGUACGGACACUUUUUCCUUCUCUCUCCAAUUUGUCCAGAGUUGGGAAAGCGUCACCCAAAAACAAUGACAUGCCUGCCGAUCACCAAGGUGUUGUUUCCCCUGAGGCAGUUCAGAAUCCAGAGACCCAUAACUCCCCCCAGAGUUCACUCAGUCAGAGUGAGAGUGUUUGGAGACAGAAGCUACCAGAUGCUAUUCAGGAUGGAGAAAUUUGCAACACAGUAGCUGGUGUCCUUGACGGAGCUGAAGAUGUUCUCUCGAUAUUUUUCACCAACAGCAGUUCAGCACUGAGAAAAGUGAAAACCGAUAGAAUCAAGAGGAGGCAACUCAUUCUGACAAAAGAACAUGACUGCACCUCUACUGACAUGUCAGCCACAAAGACCGCUACAUCCAGUGAGCACAGAGAAAAUAACUUGGAACCUGUCAAACUUACCUCAUCCCCACUUUUGAAAACUGGAGAUAUUGGAAUCACCCAGUGGUCUCCAUUGAGUUUAUCUGAAAUUCCCCCCUGUACUGUAGAUUCUUCUUGCCAUGAUAACAGUCAUGCUACACAAAUGGAAAACAACAUUGUAACAGAACAACUGCAGAGUGUCUCUGGUUCUGGCCAGCCAGUCAGGCCAUCUUUGAAAAUCAUAGACACUGGAUUUACAAAGAAAAAGAGAAAAUUUGUUUACACUGUGGAGACUUCAAAAACACAAGCUCAAGGACAAGAAAUGCAGUCUCCAAAGAUUGACCCACCAACAGGGAUUCCAGAUUCUGGAUACAAAUUGAGUGCCAAGCUGUCAGGGGAAGCCCCAGAUGAAGCAGACUGUCGCAGUAUCAGGGAGAACGAGAUACAAAAACAGGAAAAUGUCUCUGAAGAAAACCUACGUCCCUCUGUACAAGCAAAAGUCCAAGAUCUUGACAUGUCGCAGCUCUGCAAAGAUUUUGCACAAGACUUCAGUCAAAUGUUAGACCACAGUAAACUGCAUAUAGUAACAGAAGAUACUCCUCGAAACAGCUUCUCUCCAUUGGCUUGUCUGUCAGCCAUGAAACAAGCUAAACAGAGAGCAAGGCAAGCAAAACUUCACCAGGACUGUGAUGGCAUCAGUAACAGAAGACAUGCUUCUACCACUAAUCAAAAUUACUCCAUCACUGAAGGCACAGUAAGUGAUAGCAGAUUCCAGUCUGCUGUUGCAGAUAUCACUCACCACUCAACAUCAUUUAUUCUGCCUAGCUCAGAGAACACCAGUCAGAGUCAACAGUGGACUGACUUUAAAACUGAUAUCCAUAGGACUACUUCUUUUCUACCUACAAAUACAGGAAAUGAGAAAUUUCAUAUGGAUGAUAUUUCACAAGAAGCUAUAACUGAUGCCAAGCUACCCAGUGCUCAGACACUGGGCCCUUGCAAAGACAGAGAGUUGCACAAAAAGGGCACAUCAGCACAACCAGCCUGUGGUGCAAACGGGAAUGCUGAUGACAUUAAUUGCUUUCCACUUGACAGUCACAUUUAUAGCACUUCCCCAGAGAAAACAACGGUUUCUGUUCCUCCCAUCCAUGCAUCAGGAUUCAAAACCGCUUCAAAUAAAGCUAUACAGAUUUCCUCAGCCAACCUGGAGACAGCCAAGUAUCUCUUUGAAGAGAAUGAAGCUGAAAGGACUUUAAGUGAUCAGCCCACCAAAAGAGACCAUGACACUAAAGAUGAAAUUGGCAUGAGUAAUGGAUCAUUAAAAAACAUAAUCUCUAACUCAAAGCAGCCACCUUCUUCACAAGAAAAUUUUGGGGAUAUCGGUUGCCAGUUAACAGCUUCACAAAAAGCUGACGUGACAGAACUGUGCACUCUCCUGGAAGAAGCAGAUAGCCAGUUUGAAUUUACACAGUUUAAAACUGCAAAGGCACAGCAACACUGUCAAGAUAAUGUCACCUCUCCCCAAAACGUUGACAAAGAACUUGACCCUGAUUUCCUUUUGGGUAUAGAUUUUGAUGAUAGCUUUAGUUCAGAUGCUGAAAAGCACCUGGCAAAAACUGUGAUGCUUGAUAAAAUGACUUUGGUUUCAGAUGGUAAAGCAAACUCGGAGAAGUCAAAGGUCACAAGUAAAUCCACAGUUGUCUCAUUUUCAAGUGCAAUGAAAACAGAAAAUUCCUCUACCCAAGAUGUGGCUUCCUCUUCAAAGCAUAUCUGUGAGGGCAGUAGCAGUAAUGUGUCAGCUAAACCCAAAACUCUUGACAGAGCUGGGUACACUGAAGCAAGCGAGCAGGAGAACAAAAAUCCUUUGAUGCUUGAUGUAGGAUUUAAAACUGCAGUAGGAAAUGUUUUGAGAGUUUCAAAAAAAUGUCUGAGCAAAGCUAGAGCUUUGUUUGCAGAUUUAGAGCAGAAUCAGACUUAUCAGAAAUCACCAGACAAGCAGAACAGUGAAGGUGAUGCUAAAACCGAGCAGAGACUGGUCACGAGCAUUAAUGAAAAAGAUGCUGCUGAAAGUUUUAAAAACAGCAAAAUGGACACAACCACAUGUCAAAGAGGAUUCCAGAUGGCCAGUGGGAAAGGGAUUUCUAUUUCAGCAAAAGCAAUGCAAGAGGCAGAUGCCUUCUUCAAAGACUGUGACAUUAGUGACAGUAACACUGGCAUGUCAGUAAAACAUAAAAAGAGUGCAGAACGUUUACCUGGAAGUGUCAGACAUAAAAGCCCUCAGAAAAAUGUCCAAGAGAACUUUUCUGAAGAACCAAUCAGUGAAUUUGAAAAAGUGAAUGCUGGACCAGUUACAUGCCAUACAGAGGUUGUGCAGCAUAAUGUGGAGAUUCACAGUUUGGAUUUUAAGAAUAGACCAGCUUUAACGAAUGCUGUUUCUCUCCGUGGAAACCUGUCUUCCACUGCAAAGGCACUUUCUUCUCCCUCAUGCACGUCAUCAAAUAGUACUGGCUCCUCUGCCAUUAAUGAAUUGAGCAAUGGAGGUGGAUUCUCCACAGCCAGUGGGAAGAAAGUAUCUGUGUCAGCUGAUGCAAUGAAAAGAGCAGAGUGUCUUUUGAAUGACAUUCAUACACUUGAGGACACAAACAAAGAACUGAAACAGAAAGGAGAUGCUUCAAGAACAGGUCAUCCCACCAGUCAGAUUCACGUUGCACCACCUAAAAAUGGUGGAUUUCAGACAGCUAGUGGCAAAGGAGUUGUCAUUUCAUCCGCAGCUCUCAAAAAAGCAAAAUCGUUGUUGAGUGAAUGCGAAGCAGUUGAGGAUACCAUCAAUUUAAAACCGACACAUUCCAAGAUGCCCAUUCCUGGUCCUUCAUCCAGGAAUAGUGGAUUUCUUGCAGCCAGUGGUAAGCCUAUGGCUCUUUCAGCUGAGGCCCUCCAGAGGGCAAAAGCAGUCUUCAGUGACAUUGAUUUCAGUGCAGAGAUCACAGCUGUUUCAGACAAAAGAACCCGUGACAAGACACAUGACAAUGCUGGAAAUUCAGACAGAAUACAUUGUGGUUUCAUGACUGCAGGGGGAGCGACUGUCGGUGUGUUUCAGAAAAAUCUGUUGAAAGCAACAAACCUUUUGAAAGAAUUUGAAGAUAGUUCUAUUUCAGCAAAAGCAAUGCAAGAAGCAGAUGCUUUCUUCAAGGACUGUGACAUUAUGGACCGUAACAAUGGAAUGUCAGUAAAAUAUGAGAAAAGUUCAGCACCUGUGAGUGGAAGUGGCAGCGAGAAGAAAUGCCUUUCAAAUUUUGAACAAGAUCAAAGGGUGACCAACACUUCUAAGGAGCAUGGAAGUGGGCACACUGAAUUUGAAAAUUUGAACAUGGGACCCAUUGUAAACCAUGAAAACUUGCUGCAUGCUUUUAAGAGCACACCUGAUUGCACCAAUGGAAAACCACUUUCUUCCCCAUUGUGCACAUCAUCAAAGAACAUUGGUUCCUCUACCUUCAGUGAAUUUAGCAACAGUAAUGGAUUCUGCACAGCCAGUGGAAAAAAGGUAUCUGUGUCAGAUGUUUCAAUGGCAAAAGCAAAGUCUCUAUUGAAUGAAAGUGAUGCAUUUAAGGACACAAACAGAGAACUGAAACAAAAAGACACUUUUCCACCACAGAAUAAUGGCAAAGGAGCUAUUUCAUUUGCAGCUCCGAAGAAAGCAAAAACUCUAAGUGAAUAUGACGGAGUUGAGGGUGAAAUCAGUGUAAAGCCAACACAUACCAAGAUGCCAGUUUCUAGUUUAACGCACAGGAACAGUGGAUUUCUUGCAGCCAGUGGUGAGCCUGUUGCAUUUUCACCUGAGGCCCUCCAGAAAGCAAAAGCCCUCUCCUAUUCAAACUUGUACUCAGCAAUCCCACGUGACACUCAGAAGUCAGAUCUGUCAAAAGUGAACUAUGUGACAAGAACUUCAAAUUCUAAUCUCAGCACAGCCAGAGACAAGGACACGCUUGCUAAGGAAAGUGCCCCUCAGCCAGUUCAACCCUUUCAAUCUUUGCAAGAGGUUGGCUGUGACAAUGAAAAUCUACAAAAUUCAAGUGUACGUGGUUGCAUUUCUAUCAAAGAAAAGGCACUUACAGAUGCAUCUAAGUUUAAAGAGGGCAAAAUUACCCCGUCAUGGGUGGGCAACCUCCAUGACACUCCCAGAGAGGAAGUGGCAAAUGUGUCAGGCUGUGAAGUAAAUCAUACAAGCAGCAGUGAGGGACCUAAGUACAAAAGGACAGAGGAGUCCUCAGCUCUAAUACUUCAGUCACUUAACCUCAGUGGCUGCACUGAAACCCAGCAGAAGUUUCUUGCCCAGGAAGCUCUUGACUGCACUAAAGCUUUGUUAGAGGAUGAAAGUCUAGCUGGCCAAAGUCUCUCAGUGACUUUAGAAAGUGUGCCACUGCAAGAUAACCCCAAAUCUAACAACAAAUCUGUGGAGGAACAGAAAGGCAGAGGAAAAAGAUCAGUGGAUGAUGCAGAUGUGAUUGGUCAGCCUCCCCUGAAAAGACGAUUAGUGGAAGAAUUUGACAGGACUGUGGAUGGUCCAAGAGGUUCCACACUCCACCCACAAAAAUGUUGUCCAAAUAGUGUAAUGAAAGACAGGAGAGCUUUCAAGUACAGUGUCUCUCCUCAUCCAAACAUCACAAGGCCACACAGGGAUGGAAAAAACUAUUUGGAAAAGACAACACCAACACAAAAUUCAUCCUCAGGAGACUGCAGAUCAGCACAUUUCAAGAUGCCAGCAUUUGUUCCUCCAUUCCUCAAGAAUGUUAAGACAGACACUCACAAGAAUACAGUCCUCAAGGACAACUUAAGAGCACCUUCAGCAUUUGUUCCUCCAUUCAAAAAACAAACAACAGUUGUCCAAGAGAACUCCUCUAAACCACAGGAGGAGGGGAAACACCACCAUCUCUUUGUCACACCCUCUAACAGCAACACUUAUGUACCCCCUACUAAAAAAACACAAAGUAGUACAGACGUAACCAGUAAUAAAAGCAAAGAAGAUAUUCAGGCCAUGGCUGACACUACAAAUGAUUUUAUGAUGAAUACUCAAUACAUUCCCGCUGGCUGUGGAUCAGAGGACUUUGCUGCAGACGCAUCACGUGUGAAGGACACAUUUUCCCAAAGCCAAGACACAUUUCAGAAUCUUGAAAAUGUGGAGCUGGCACGGGAUAUGCAAGACAUGAGACUCAGGAAAAAGAAGCGCCAGACAAUUCGACCACUUCCAGGCAGUUUGUUUCUAACCAAAACCUCUGGGGUUUCGAGGAUCCCAUUAAAAGCUGCAGUAAAUGGAAAGCCUCCUGCAAGAUACACCCCAAAACAGCUGUAUGGUUAUGGAGUGCAUCAACUUGUGUCUGAGAUCACAAGUGAGACUGCAGAAACCUUUCGCUUCAGUUUACAACAGUUCUUCAAGCUGGAAGCACUUAUAGAUGGAGGUGGUGUUCAGCUUGCCGAUGGAGGAUGGCUGAUCCCCAGCAAUGAUGGGACUGCAGGGAAAGAAGAGUUUUAUAAAGCAUUAUGUGACACCCCAGGUGUGGAUCCUAAACUGAUUAGCGAGGAGUGGGUGUACAAUCACUACAGAUGGAUUGUGUGGAAGCAGGCCUCCAUGGAAAGAUCUUUUCCGGAAACAAUGGGAAGCCUCUGUCUCACACCAGAGCAGGUUCUCCUACAGCUUAAAUACAGAUAUGAUGUAGAGAUAGACCACAGCCGUCGGCCAGCUCUGAGAAAGAUCAUGGAAAAGGACGACACAGCAGCCAAAACCCUGGUUCUCUGUGUUUGUGGGAUUGUCUCUAGGGGCCAGUCCCUAAACAAACAGAGUCGCAAUGGCACCAAGACUCCACAAGGUGCUGAUGCCAAGGUUGAGCCCCCAUCUGCAGUUGUUUGGCUGACAGAUGGAUGGUAUGCCAUUAAAGCUCAGCUGGAUGAACCUUUGACUGCCAUGCUUCACAAAGGUCGACUGGCUGUCGGCAGGAAGUUGAUCAUCUAUGGGGCUCAGCUGGUGGGAUCACAAGAUGCUUGCUCCCCUCUGGAGGCACCUGACUCUCUCAUGUUAAAGAUUUGUGCCAAUAGCAGCAGACUGGCAAGGUGGGAUACUAAGCUGGGUUUUCACAGGGAUCCCAGGCCAUUCCUACUUCCUCUCUCCAGUUUGUACAGCAAUGGAGGGCCAGUAGGAUGUGUGGAUAUUACCAUACUGAGAAGCUACCCCAUACAGUGGAUGGAGAGGAAAGCAGACGGAGGCGUUGUGUUCCGUUCUGCUCGUGCAGAAGAGAAGGAGGAGAGACGAUUCAGCAGCCACAAACAAAAAGCCAUGGAGAUCCUCUUUGCCAAGAUUCAAACUGAAUUUGAAAAUGAGGAGAAAGGUAAUAACAAACCUAAACGCAGAAGACGGACAAUAAGCAGUCAGUAUAUUGCCAGUCUGCAAGAUGGAGAGGAGCUCUAUGAAGCAGUGGGGGAUGACCCAGCUUACCUUGAGGCUCAUUUGAGUGAACAUCAGCUAGCAACGCUAGAAACAUACAGGCGCUCUCUGAUGGACAGGAAGCAGGCUGAAAUGCAGGAUCGAUACCAGCGUGCUAUAGAAGCAGAGGGCAAUGACGGGAGCUGUCUCAAACGAGACGUUACACCUGUGUGGAGACUCUGCGUUGCUGACUCCAUGGACCAGCCUGUCCGUGUUUACCAGUUGAACCUUUGGCGGCCUUCCUCAGAUCUUCAGUCUUUACUGAAGGAAGGCGGUCGAUACAAAGUCUACAACCUCACCACUUCAGAUGGAAAGAAACGCAGUGGAAUUGAAAGUGUUCAACUCACUGGGAUGAAGAAAACACAGUUUCAGGACUUACGGGCUUCCCAGGAAUGGUUGUCAGCAUGUUUUCAGCCAAGGGUUUCUACCAAUUUUGUGAAUCUUCAGAGCCCAGAAUUCCAGCCGCUGUGUGGAGAGGUUGAUCUCACAGGAUACAUCAUUAGUAUCAUAGAUGGACAGGGUUCCUCUCCUGCAUUUUAUGUGGCUGAUGGAAGACUGAACUUUGUUAAAGUGCGCUGUUUCAGCAGCUUUUCUCAGUCUGGCCUGGAGGAUGUUGUAAAACCUCAUGUGCUGCUGGCUCUGAGCAACCUGCAGCUUAGAGGUCAGUCCACAUCUCCCACUCCUGUUGUGUACGCUGGAGAUCUGACCGUCUUCUCUACAAACCCCAUGGAGGUUCAUCUACAGGAAUCCCUCGGCCAACUCAGAAGCCAGGUCAAGGGUCAGGAGAACUUUUUUCUAACUGCUGAGGAGAAGCUUUCACAUUUAGUCAAGUCUGAUGGCUUGAGCUCCAUCUCUUCCCCAGCUUUGCAACCACGAACCCCAGCUUGUACAACAGACAGAAGACAAGACACUGAGACAAGUCUAAUAUCUCAGCAGCCAAGCAGAAGCCUUGGCUCCUUCACACCUGUCAACAAGAAACCUCCUGCAGCAACUUCUUCAACAGAGAAAGACACCAGAAGCCUGAAGAGGAGAAGAGCUCUGGACUAUCUGUCUCAUAUCCCGUCUCCACCACCUCUUUCCCAUCUGGGCUCAGUGGCUUCUCCAUGUGUAAAAAAGACAUUCAACCCCCCUCGGAGGUCUACAACAACAAGCACUUUAAAAGCUGUGCAGACUCCAGCUCGCAAACCUGUUAUUUUACCAAUGGAAGAUGAAUGGGUGAAUGACGAGGAACUGGCAAUGAUUGAUACUCAAACAUUGCGUGCUGGUGAUUUACUGUAGGUAUAUAUAACAGCUUUUAAAAAACUGUACAAAGGAGCGAAUGUAAAGACUACAUAUGGCACAUACUCAGAGGAUUUUGUAGUCUCACUAGACUAAUUAAAGUGAGGAAAUUGCCACACAGCAGUAAAAUCA